UCCACUUGUAACCCUAACUCCCUUUUGCCUAAGAAAUGGGUGUGAUGAUUGAAUCUGUGUUGAGCUGGUUGACGCCUACUGUUCUCUUCUGCGUGUUGAAUGUCACGAUUGCUACUCUUUUCAUUACUUCCACCUUGAGAAAUGACAAGAAACAAGAGGCCGGUGAAGAUCAACUCCCUAGAACUCCAUCUUUGUUACAGCGUGUGAGGUCUGUAAACUUGUCUUUAUUUCCAGAUCCAUUUAAUUAUUCCCCUUUAACUACUUUCUCCCAAAACAGUCCCUCUUUGCUUCAGCGUGUCCGUUCCAUCAAUUUCUCUUUCUCCUCCCAAAAACCCACCCCAUUUCCAUCUCUCGAUGAACAACCACAAGAUGCGGAAGAUUCGAAAUGUCACGUGACAAGAAGCAAAUCCGUCACGUGCGCUGAGGAGGGGAAUCGUAGUCGUCGUGGUGGAGGGAGGAAGUUGUUUGAAAAUGAGGAAGAAGAUGCAGUUGAUAAAAAAGCAGAUGAUUUUAUAAAUAAGUUUAGGGAAGAAUUGAAGAUGCAAAGAGUUCAUUCUAUUUUAAAUAACAAGGAAAUGUUCAAUAGAGGAGUCUCCAUUUAGGACAUUAUUAUAAUUAUAUACAACCAAAUAAUAUUCAAAACUCAAUACAUGUCUCUCUGCUUAUUGAAUUGUAUUCUUUUGCUAUUUUAAUUUCUUAUGAGAAAAGUAAA
Molecule: messenger RNA, 712 nt
Organism: Solanum stenotomum
Lineage: Eukaryota; Viridiplantae; Streptophyta; Magnoliopsida; Solanales; Solanaceae
Product: pathogen-associated molecular patterns-induced protein A70-like
Exons: 1
Coding region: 36-602 (188 amino acids)
Source: RefSeq, a predicted model, not a curated record